AUGGAUAAUCAGUCUGCACAAAAUGUGAGAGAGAAGAGAGACUGUUUGGCUUGGCUUAGAAGGCCUAUAGAGGACUAUUUAGUUCACGGAAUCUACCGUGAAGCAAGAGACGUUGACACCAACGCUACUGUAAUCGAAGCUGUUCACAAACUCUGUAAGAUUUCCAUUCGUGAUGUGAGCAGAAAUUGCGUUCUCAAAUCUCUUGCCUAA
Molecule: messenger RNA, 210 nt
Organism: Necator americanus (New World hookworm)
Lineage: Eukaryota; Metazoa; Nematoda; Chromadorea; Rhabditida; Ancylostomatidae
Exons: 3
Coding region: 1-210 (69 amino acids)
Source: RefSeq, a predicted model, not a curated record